AUGGCGAAACAACAAGAACUAACAGCCUUGAAUGCUCCCUACACCAACACGCCGAUCAUCAUGGAGCAUGAUCAAGAAGGCAAAGACAUCUCCGGCAACACCUACUACGACGAAGAUGCAGCUUCCACCGGCUGUUUUCGACUCUUUUGCUGCUUCGACAGCCAACACCACCGCCACGACGGAGACACGGCGGGAUUCCUGUACCAACCUACCGGAGAUCUAAUCGACCAAGACAACUGGUUCAUGAAAAGAGCUAAGAGCGUGAAGGAAUAUUCCGAGCUAGUUGCCGGACCUAAGUGGAAAAACUUCAUCAGAAGGUUUAGUAAGAGGCCGAAGACGAGAUCCAACGCGAAUACGCCAUUUCAGUAUGAUCCUCAAAGCUAUGCUCUUAAUUUCAACGACGGAUACGGUGGUGAUCAUGAAGAUGAUGAUUUGUUGCCUCGAAGUUUCUCUACACGAUUCGCUCCUCCUUCAAGAUCUACACAAAUCUAA
Molecule: messenger RNA, 492 nt
Organism: Lactuca sativa (garden lettuce)
Lineage: Eukaryota; Viridiplantae; Streptophyta; Magnoliopsida; Asterales; Asteraceae
Source: RefSeq, a predicted model, not a curated record